UGCUGACUCACUUCUUACUCACCUUGAGCUUGCGCGUCUCCCCGGCCAAUCAGCGCGUCAAGGGGCCGCGCUUCGCCGGCGAAUUUCCAUUCGCCAUCCCGGCGCGACUGCGAGGCGGUACUUCUUUCGUCCUUUCAUCAUCCUCCGUCACUACAAUUGUUUUUCACCCUACCUUUGUCCUCCAUCUCAAAGACAAAUCGUGUGACCAGGCUUGUCCUCAAUCAUAUCACACUCAGAGGAGUGCCAAUCUUCUCUCAUCAGUCUUUCUCUCUCGCUCCAUACUGGUCCGAUUGUAUACUAUCAGAUCGCGUUUCUCCCGAUAUAGUUGAACUUGCCUGCGCAAGGUGCGCUUUGGAAAGUCAUGGCUCCUUCACACAUUCCGACUUCCGACCCGCCGUCACAGGCAGACACCCCAAUGACAGAUGCAACUGCAGAGCCCAUCACGUCGGUGCCAGUUGAUAGACCAGACGCGCAAAUGACGGACACUCCCGACUACACGGAUACUGAUACGAACCCCAACACCACGGCGAGCAGUGUUGCAGGCGACGCACCGCCUCUGGAUGGGCGCAGACGACGAUCCGAAGCUUUUCACAUGAGAAAAAGUAUCCUGGGUAAAAAGCACGGUCGCUUGGACGAGUCAAUGGAAGAUGAUUCCAUCCGUCGUUUUCGCUACCUCCUCGGCCUCACCGAUCUAUUCCGUCAUUUCAUCGAAACGAAUCCCAACCCACGAAUUAAAGAGAUCAUGGCGGAGAUCGACCGGCAAAAUGAAGAGGAGGAAGCAAAAGCUAAGAAAAAGGGAUCGGCUCGCUCUGGUGGUGCGAGUGCCGACAGACGUCGCAGAACAGAACAAGAAGAAGAUGCCGAGCUUCUCAAAGACGAAAGGAGUGGCGGCGAAACGGGCACCGUUUUCCGGGAAUCCCCGCCCUUCAUCAAGGGAGAGAUGCGCGACUAUCAGAUUGCCGGCCUGAACUGGCUUGUUUCCCUCCAUGAAAACGGUAUCUCUGGUAUUCUGGCGGAUGAGAUGGGUUUGGGCAAAACGUUGCAGACCAUUUCUUUCCUUGGCUACCUCCGACACGUUUGCGGAAUCACUGGACCACACCUUGUCGCAGUCCCGAAAUCAACACUUGACAAUUGGAGGCGAGAGUUUGGAAAGUGGACUCCUGAGGUGAAUGUCCUGGUAUUGCAGGGUGACAAGGAAGAGCGGCAUCGCUUGAUCAACGAGCGCCUUCUGGAUGAGAAUUUCGACGUUUGUAUCACCAGUUAUGAAAUGGUUCUGCGCGAGAAGAGUCACUUGAAGAAGUUUGCUUGGGAGUACAUCAUCAUCGAUGAGGCUCAUCGUAUCAAGAACGAAGAGUCUUCACUGGCACAGAUCAUUCGUGUCUUCCAUUCAAGGAAUCGUCUGUUGAUCACUGGUACUCCUCUGCAGAACAACCUGCACGAACUCUGGGCUCUCUUGAACUUCUUGCUACCGGAUGUCUUUGGUGAUUCGGAGGCUUUUGAUCAAUGGUUCUCCAGUCAGGAUGCUGACCAGGACACUGUGGUGCAACAACUUCACCGCGUUUUGCGGCCUUUCCUGCUGCGCCGUGUCAAGAACGACGUGGAGAAGAGCCUGCUUCCUAAGAAGGAAAUUAACCUAUACGUACCCAUGUCAGAGAUGCAAGUCAAAUGGUACCAGAAAAUCUUAGAGAAGGACAUCGACGCGGUCAAUGGUGCUGCCGGCAAGCGCGAAUCGAAGACCCGUUUGCUAAAUAUUGUCAUGCAAUUGCGCAAGUGUUGCAAUCAUCCAUACCUUUUCGAAGGCGCCGAGCCAGGUCCUCCAUACACAACUGAUGAGCAUCUUGUGGACAAUGCGGGAAAGAUGGUAAUCCUUGAUAAGGUUCUGGCGCGCAUGAAGAAGCAGGGCAGUCGCGUGCUCAUUUUCUCCCAGAUGAGUCGUGUUCUCGACAUUCUGGAAGAUUACUGCGUGUUCCGAGAGUACAAGUAUUGCCGCAUUGACGGUACGACCGCUCAUGAGGAUCGAAUUGCCGCCAUCGAUGAGUACAACAAGCCUGACUCUGACAAGUUCAUCUUCCUUCUUACAACCAGAGCAGGUGGAUUGGGAAUCAACCUGACGACCGCCGACAUUGUGGUUCUGUACGACAGUGAUUGGAAUCCCCAGGCGGAUCUGCAGGCCAUGGAUCGUGCUCAUCGUAUCGGUCAGACCAAGCAGGUUGUUGUAUUCCGAUUCAUUACAGAAAAUGCCAUUGAGGAAAAGGUUCUAGAGCGUGCUGCGCAGAAAUUGCGGUUGGAUCAACUCGUUAUUCAACAAGGGCGUGCCCAGCAGCAAACCAAGAAUGCUGCAUCGAAAGACGAGCUCCUUGGCAUGAUUCAGCAUGGAGCUGCCAACGUUUUCACCCAGAAAGGCGCAACGGGGUCUUUGUCUACGGAGAACAAAUUGUCGGAAGAUGACAUCGAUGCUAUCCUGCGCAAGGGUGAAGAGAGAACCGCGGAGCUCAACAAGAAGUACGAAAAGCUUGGAAUCGAUGACCUUCAGAAGUUUAGUUCGGAAAGUGCAUACGAGUGGAAUGGUCAAGAUUUCGCCGAUCGCAAGAAAGACAUUGGAAUUAACUGGAUCAACCCAGCCAAGCGCGAGCGAAAGGAGCAGUUCUACUCUAUCGACAAGUACUAUCGUCAGGCUUUGGCCACCGGUGGCAGAACAGCUGAUCCAAAACCGAAGGUUCCGCGCGCACCCAAGCAAAUCGCCGUCCAUGAUUGGCAAUUCUUCCCCCCGGGGCUUCAAGAGCUUCAGGAGAAGGAAACGGCGUACUUCCACAAAGAGAUUGGCUAUAAGGUUCCUCUAUCGGACGGUCCUGAUGAAGAGCUCAGUGAGCGUGAAGCCGAGCGUGAUCUGGAGCAACAAGAGAUAGACAACGCCGUGCCGUUGACGGAAGAGGAGCAGGCACAAAAGGCAAAGAUGUCUGAAGAGGGCUUCUCUACCUGGAACCGCCGUGAUUUCCAGCAGUUUGUCAAUGGCUCAGCUAAAUUCGGUCGCACUGAUUAUGCCGGCAUUGCUACCGAGGUGGAUAGCAAGGAGCCGGACGAAAUCGAGGAGUACGCUCAAGUAUUCUGGGAACGAUACACCGAAAUCCAAGACUAUCCUAAGUAUCUUCGCGUCAUCGAUCAAGGGGAGGAAAAGCUUCGCAAGAUGAACCAUCAGCGUAAGAUGUUGCGCAAGAAGAUGGAGAUGUACCGCGUGCCCCUUCAGCAGCUCAAAAUCAACUACACGGUGUCGACUACUAAUAAGAAGGUCUAUACGGAAGAAGAAGAUCGAUUCUUGCUGGUCAUGCUGGACAAGUAUGGGGUUGAUGGCGAAGGUCUUUAUGAGAAAAUCCGCGACGAGAUUCGCGAGUCUCCCCUCUUCCGCUUCGACUGGUUCUUUCUCAGCCGGACACCUGUUGAAAUCGGGCGUCGGUGCACCACACUAUUGAAUACUGUCGCUAAGGAGUUCGAGACUACUGAAGAUGGAAAGGCGAAUGGUGAAGGUGGCAAAGGUCGCGGCCGUGAUCGGGACGAAGAGGAGGUUGAGAAUGAAGAAGAGGCCCCUGCAAAGAAGAAAACCAAGGGUGGUGCAGUUAACAAGCAGGUGAAGGCUGUCAAGGGUGGCAGCAAAGCAAACUCAGCCUCCACGUCGCGAGCUGCUAGUGUUUCGUCCAACGCCGCCUCGAAAUCGAAGAGCCGAAAGAAGUGAUGUCUCUUAGCUUGUGCGCGGUCUCGGUCUCAAAUGACUAAGAUUUUUAUGACUUUUCUGUAGACUGUUUGGGAAGUCUCGACGGUGGAUGGGAAUGGGAUUCGUUGGUUCAUCAUGUUUCAUAUAUGCUGGUUUGGGCGUUGGCAAAUAGAUGCCACUGUAGUCUAUAAUGUUACUUUUCCAUACUUCCCACCUCGAGUCUGUGGCAUGUAGAUC
This is a messenger RNA of Aspergillus aculeatinus CBS 121060, 3943 nucleotides long. Its product is annotated as putative SNF2 family helicase/ATPase. The record is from RefSeq and is a predicted model, not a curated record. Bases 362 to 3727 code for a protein of 1121 amino acids. Gene Ontology annotation, biological process: nucleosome organization; regulation of transcription by RNA polymerase II. Lineage: Eukaryota; Fungi; Ascomycota; Eurotiomycetes; Eurotiales; Aspergillaceae. The transcript is spliced from 5 exons. Gene Ontology annotation, molecular function: ATP binding; ATP hydrolysis activity; DNA binding. Gene Ontology annotation, cellular component: chromatin; nucleus.